GGAGUCUCCUUGGUGUCACCAUCCAGACUCCAGUCUGUGCUGUGACCUCCUGGUGACAAUUUACCAGAGACCUCCCUCCUGAUCUGAGCCUGCGUUGCAAUGGGGGAGCCCACACUUCCUCAAUUUAAAGCCCACAGGCCGACAGAAGACAAGGUAUUACUGGGAGCAAUGAAGGAUCUGAUUCUGUAGUAAACACAGCAUUACAGUGUGUGGGGAACCUAUGGGAUGGUGGGAGUAGUCUGGAAUUCGAUUUAGAUUUCACAGUGAUUCACAUUGUUAUUCUGAGCCCAUGUUAAUUCUUCUGAAACAUGUAUUGUGAACAUAUAAUGGUUAUCAGGACAAUAUACACAGAUCUUAAAGCAAACAAAUACUUCAUAUGUGUUUCCACAGAUUAAAAGACCUAAUAUAGAAUUAACCAGCAUUUAUUGGGAGUUUUUGGUCAUCAGGAAAACAAGAUCUUUAUUGCAAGUAGAUAAAAGCAUGGAUUCUGUAUUAAUAGAUGUUUAAAUGUUAAAUACGGUGGUGUGUUAAAAAGGACAUGUUGACAUAUGAUCUGAGAUGUUUAUGUAUGGUAAAAAUAAAAUAGUAAAAUGAAUAAUUCAUGAUGCUUCUCAAUUGCACCCUGGAUCUCAUUGAUCAGCUACGUUGUAUCAGCACAGCUCUAUUUAAUGGAAUACCUUCAAGAAAUUUGUCAGGCGACGCUAGAUACACUUUGACACAACCUUUUUGUGAUCCUUUGGUCCCUUUUUUAAUUCUUUGAUGAUACGUUGUGCCAUUUUAAAUAAUGAUACAUGCCUUUUAUCUUAAAAUAAAUCCAAGCGCUAUGUCCAUUUCAAAGUUGUGAAGUGGUUAUGGUGCCUUAAGCUUGUAUUACAGCAUUUCACAUCAAAAAGCUGCACAGUUUUGUCACUCUGCUGCCAGAGGUGUAAGUCCACCUCCGACUGCUUUAUUGGGCGUCAUUAGCGAACCCAGAAAAAGAGCUCUGGAUUGUGUAAUGCCAAUUCUGCCGUCCAUGUUCUCCCUUCAGCCCACCCUCCCUGACAUCUGUGGGACUCUGUGGAGGAAGAUAGGGCUUCAGGGAGAACUUGGUGCUGGAACAAAUGUAAAUUAUAGCGGUUAUCCUUAUUUUGUUUUUCUUUUUUGUUUUUUUUAGGUUGGGGUGGGGGUGGGGCAGAGUGGAGGGACCAAAGCAGUGUUUUUUUGGUUGGAGUAAACAGCCACUGGAAAUCCUGUGUCUCCCCAUGUGGGUUUAUUCACUGAUAUGAAAAUUGUGCAGCCUAGACUUGCUAUGACCAUUGAUGUCGUUAUGGGGCCAUGAGGCCCCCAGGUACACUGCAUACCUUUUUUAUGAAUGGGGAGCUACUGAUUGGCUUAGAAUGCCACCGCUCUAGCCAAUCAGCGGUGCCCCUGUCUGGUGGCAAUCUGCGCUUCCUGUAACUCAGAUUCAGAAGCCGGAUGUAGCCUGGGGGACCAUAAGAUCGUUGCUGGAAGUAACAUGUGUGGUUAAACCAUUCCAGAAUUGUUUAACCCAGGGGUGCCCAUAAAGUAGAUCCCCAGAUGUUAAAACUACAGCUUUCAUGAUGCUUUGUUGUUCUAAAGCAUUCUAAAGGCAUGCAUAGCAACAUGGGCGUUGUAGUUCUACAACAUCUGGGGAUCUACCUUUAAGGCACGCAUGGUUUAAACCCUUAAGGCAAGAGUGCACACGGGGGCCUCCUGGCACCAUAACAACUUAAUUUAGAUGAAGUUGCUAUGGUGAGUGGAGUGUCCCUUCAAGUCAAAACAACUGGAGAAAGAGGAUAAUGUAACAUACAUUUGCCAGUUAUGUAAACCAACAGUUCCGCAUUUAGUGAAUAAACCAUUCUAUUAUGACCUUUAAAUUAGUGAGUUCUGCUCUGUUUUCAGUUUCCGUUAAUUUUUGUCUUGUGGUACACUGUCUUUCAUAUAAUAAACGGCUUAGUUUUAUCAUUUACCCCAAUACAAAGCUCACAAAUUGUAUAGCUUGAACGAUACAUUUGAAUCCAAAGCCUAUCCAGGGAUAUACAGCGCUGCAGUAUUUGUUGGUGCUUUAAAAAUAAUAAUAAAAGGCAUGCUAUGUUCAUACAGUCCUUGCUCGUAGCUGUCAGAACCCAGGAUAAAUAUUUAUGUUAUUGGGACUUUUUUGGUGAUUCUAUUAUUCAUAGUAAAAUGUGUUUUGCUGUAAAUUCCAGAACUUUAUGUCUUUUGUUCCGAUAGAAUGUGGCGAAUGGCUGUAGCGAUGAAGAUGAGCCUUUCCUUAAGAAGAACCCCCGCCGGUUUGUGAUCUUUCCAAUCCAGUACCCAGACAUCUGGAGAAUGUAUAAACAGGCCCAGGCUUCAUUCUGGACCACAGAAGAGGUAAGGUCACUGCCAAAACGCAAAGUACACAUUGAAAAGGUCAAACAAUAACAAAAAGUCAUUAAAUGAUUUACAGGUGAUACUCGAAAAAUUAGAAUAUCGUGCAAAAGUUCAUUUAUUUCAGUAAUGCAACAUAAAAGGGGAAACUAAUAUGAGACAGACUCAUUACAUGCAAAGCAAGAUAGUUCAAUCCGUGAUUUGUCAUAAGUGCGAUGGUUAUGGCUUACAGCUCAUGAAAACCCCAAAUCCACAAUCUCAGUAAAUUAGAAUAUUGUGAAAAGGUGCAAUAUUCUAGGCUCACAGUGUCCCACUCUAAUCAGCUAAGUAAGCCAUAACACCUGCAAAGGGUUUCUGAGCCUUUAAAUGGUCUCUCAGUCUGGUUCAGUAGGAAUCACAAUCAUGGGGAAGACUGCUGACCUGACAGUUGUGCAGAAAACCAUCAUUGACACCCUCCAUAAGGAGGGAAAGCCUCAAAAGGUAAUUGUGAAGGAAGUUGGAUGUUCCCAAAGUGCUGUAUCAAAGCACAUUAACCCCUUAAAACCGGAGGGUGUACUAUAAAGCCCUAUUCUGAGCGGCUCUAAAAGCCGCAGGGCGUAAUAGUACACCCUCACGGUUUUUCUUACUUACCCGGUCGCCGGUGAUCCCAGGGAGUCCCCCGCGGUGGAUCCUGCCUCCUCCGGCCCCCCCGGCCAUGUGAGAGUGAGGUCCUUGCGAGGACCUCACAAUCACAUGGCCGGGUUAGCUGGCUGCUGCAUUGCCAGCAGGGGGACUGCCUGUAAUAACAGUUAGUCCCCCUUCUGGCUGGAAAUCAAAUAAACAACAGUUAAAAUCAGUGUAAAUUUUUUUUAUUAUAUAUAUAUAUACAUACUGUCUAGGUGUAUUAUAGACUGAUACUGAUUAAAUAUAUAUAUAUAUAUAUAUAUAUAUAUAUAAUUAUUGUUAUAUAUAUUUAUAUAUAAUAAAAAAAAUGUAAAUACGUUAAAAAAUAACAAAUAUUAAAAAAAUAUAUAGAUGUGUGUUAUUUCAUUCUAACUGUAUUGUGAUAUUAAUAUAUAUAUAUAGAUUUAAAGCAAAAUACACGUAGAACGAAAUAAUAUAUAUAUCUAUAUACAUAAAUAUGUACGGAUAUAUAUAUAUAAAUAAAAAUAUUUAAAAAGAAUUAUAUAUAUAAUAUAUAAUAGAAAAUAAAGGGAGCACACUAGGACUUCUUCUCAAUGGGAAAAAGUAAUUUACUGUAUCAUCAAAUAAUACAUAUUCUGUGCAAAGUGCAAAAAAAAUCGACGUUUCGACCCGAUUUUUUUGCACUUUGCACAGAAUAUGUAUUAUUUGAUGAUACAGUAAAUUACUUUUUCCCAUUGAGAAGAAGUCCUAGUGUGCUCCCUUUAUUUUCUAUUAUAUAUUCAACUCGGGAUUGCACCUAGGCAGUUUUGAUUUUGUUUAAUAAGUUACAGGAGGAGUGCCUUGCUUAUCUAUUUUUUGUGUGUGUGUGUGUGUGUGUGUGUGUGUGUGUGUAUGUAUAUAUAUAUAUUUAUGUAAUAUUUUUACAUAAUUAGGUAUUUUAAUUAAUUACAAUUAGCAGGACCUGCAUGACAACCCAUGCCGAAAGUAAAGGGAAUUUAAUUUGCUAGCACUAUAUUUAACCCUAUAACUUUCCAAGACACCAUAAAACCUGUACAUGGGAUUACUGUUCUACUCGGGAGACUUCGCUGAACACAAAUAUUAGUGUUUCAAAACAGUAAAAUGUAUUACAACGAUGAUAUCGCCAGUAAAAGUGAAGUUUUUUGCAUUUUUCACACACAAACAGCACUUACACGGAUGAUAUUAUUGCUGCGAUACUUUUUACUGUUUUGAAACCCAAAUAUUUGUGUUCAGCCAAGUCUCCCGAGUACAACAGUGCCCCUCAUGUACAGGUUUUAUGGUGUUUUCAAAAGUUACAACGUCAAAUAUAAGGCAUGUGUUUCAUUUUUUUCACAUUAAAAUUUGCCCGAUUUGGUACGUUGCCUUUGAGACCCUAUGGUAGCCCAAGAAUGAAAAUUACCCCUAUGAUGGCAUACCAUUUGCAAUAGUAGACAACCCAAGGUAUUGCAAAUGGGGUAUGUUCAGUUUAUUUUAGUAGCCACUUAGUCACAAACAUUGCCAUUUUUUGCAUUUUUCACACACAAACAAAUAUUAACAAUAACUUUGGCCAGUGUUUGUGACCAAAUGGCUACUAAAAAAGACUGGACAUACCCCAUUUGCAAUACAUUGGGUUGUCUACUAUUGCAAAUGGUAUGCCAUUAUGGGUAUAAAUUUCAUUCCUGGGCUACUAUACAGUCUCAAAGGCAACGUAACCAAUCUGCCAAAUUUCAAUUUCAAAUGUAACAUGCUAUAUUUGACCCUGUAACUUCCCAAAACACCAUAAAACCUGUACAUAGGGGGUACUGUUUUACACAUGGGACUUUGCUGAAUACAAAUAUGUGUAUUUUAUUGCAGUAAAAGCAAACAGUAUUAUGACAUUGCCAGUUAAAAUGUCAUGUAGAACUAAAAAAAUAAAAAUCUUUUCUCCCAUUUUUUUCUAUAUUAAAUUAUGUUUCAUAGCUAAAUAUUUGAUUUUAUUUCCCCUGAAUAAAAUGAUAUAUAAUAAGUGUGGGUGCAUUUAAUAUGAAAGAGGAGAAUUACGGUUGGACAGACAUGUAGCGCAAAUGACAGAUUUUGUUUACGUUUUAUUUUGUUCACAACGUGUACAUUUGGCUCAGUCCUUAAGGGGUUAGUAGAAAGUUAUGUGGAAGGGAAAAGUGUGGAAGAAAAAUGUGCACAAGCAGAAGGGAUGACCGCAGCAUAGAGAGGAUUGUCAGGAAAAGGCCAUUCAAAAGUAUUGGGGACUUUCACAAGGAGUGGACUGAGGCUGGAGUCAGUGCAUCAAGAGCCACCACACACAGACGGAUCCUGGACAUGGGCUUCAGAUGUCGUAUUCCUCUUGUCAAGCUGCUCCUGAACAACAAACAACAUCAGAAGCGUCUUACUUGGGCUAAAGAAAACCAGACCUGGUCUGUUGCUCAGUGGUCCAAAGUCUUCUUUUCUGAUGAGAGCAACUUUUGCAUCUCAUUUGGAAACCAAGGACACAGAGUCUGGAGGAAGAAUGGAGAGGCACACACUGCAAGAUGCUUGAAGUCCAGUGUGAAGUUUCCACAGUCUGUGUUGAUUUGGGGAGCCAUGUCAUCUGCUGGUGUUGGUCCACUGUGCUUCAUUAAGCCCAGGGUCAAUGCAGACACCCACCAGGAGAUUUUGGAGCACUUCAUGCUUCCUUCCGCAGAUGAGCUUUAUGGGGAUGCUGACUUAAUUUUCCAGCUUGGCACCUGCCCACACUGCCAAAAGCACCAAAGCCUUGUUCAAUGACCGUGGGAUUACUGUGCUUGAUACGCCAGCAAACUCGCCUGACCUGAACCCCAUAGAGAAUCUAUGGGGCAUUGCCAAGAGAAAGAUGAGAGACAUAAGACCGAACAAUGCAGAAGAGUUGAAGGCCGCUAUUGAAGCAUCUGGUCUUCCAUAACACCUCAGCAGUGCUACAGGCUGAUAGCUUCCAUGCCACGCCGCAUUAAGGCAGUAAUUGCUGCAAAAGUGGCCCAAACCAAGUACUGAGUCCAUAUGCAUGCUUAUACUUUUCAGAGGUCUGAUAUUGUUCUAUGUACACUCCUUGUUUUAUUGAUUGCAUGUAAUAUUCUAAUUUACUGAGAUUGUGGAUUUGGGGUUUUCAUGAGCUGUAAGCCAUAAUCAUCGCACUUAUGACAAAUCACGGCUUGAAAUAUCUUGCUUUGCAUGUAAUGCGUCUAUCUCAUAUAUUAGUUUCCCCUUUUAUGUUGCAUUACUGAAAUAAAUGAACUUUUGCAUGAUAUUUUAAUUUUUCGAGUAUCACCUGUAUUUCACAUUGAUAUAAACCUUUUUGACAUUUAUGUGGUUGUUUAAGAAACCGAAUCAAUCCUGCUAACCCACACAAAUAUAUUGUAGACAAUUGUCUAACUGCUUGAAAAUGGUUAAAUAAAAGCAGGAGGCACUGAACGCAUAACUUCUAGCUGCUACAAACGGCUUAGUGGUUAUGGUGCUUAGUGUGUUUUGACAUUUUUUUUUUUUUUUAACAGAAUGUAUCAGUAUUUCUUUCCUGUUUUGUCUGGUGGCCCAGGAAACUGUCCCUAGUAUUGCACCUGCCAUUUCAAUGUAACUGCUAUUAUGGGACAUGAAGCCACAGUUAUAUAACUGCUGUUCCUAGCACAUCCUCUGUGGUGAAGCCAUAACCUCAAAGGGAUCUCCAGCAACAGGUGUGAACAUCAACAGCAAGAUGAGUCACGGGUUACAUUUAAAGCGUUACCAUGAUGCUUUGCCAUAUUGUUUGUUGUCUUAUUUGUUUAACCUUAAUGACCAAGGUUUGUCCAAGAUUCUGUGUGUUUGUGACCGAGGACAUUUUGGCCCUUCAGGUCCUUGUUUGUUCUACUAUAAUUUAACUCUUGUUGAUUGUCUUCCUGGUCUGUCUUCCUGGUCUAUCUAGUCUAUCCUGUCUAUUUUUUUUUUUUUUUUUUUUUAAAGGACAGGUAAGCCAUUCUUAUAAGUAAAGAUACAGCAGAAGUAAGGGGAUAUUUUAAGCACCUAAACAACUUCAGCUAAAAGAAACACUGUAGCGUUAAGAAUAUGCCCGUUGUCAUUUAGGUGUUCCCCCAACACAUAAAAGAAAAUAAUCUAAAUAAAUAAAAAUCAAAUUAAUUACUCACAUUUUCUUAAGUCGGCACUGCCAGGACCUCCACCACAGCUUGAGUCAUUCUGGAGGUGUCUUUCCAGGAAGACAGGCCAAUCCAAUGCUCCUCAUAAAGGAGCACUGGGGAAUAUAGGAGCAUGUAACGAACCCCUUGUACUUUGUAUUGUACGUUUGUUCACACUCUGCGGAACUCUUAGAAGGUUAUGUGAAUACAGCCUGUUCGCAUGGUACGCUAAUUCGUACUCCAAGAGUGGAGAAAAUCAAUUGCUUCGUCAUUCGCAUAUCCAAAUAUAAGUCGAGACUUGAUGAAGGGUACAACUGGAAUGCUUUAUUAUGUCCAGAUGGUCCACUUUUAUACACAGAUCCCCAACAGGGAACUUCAGCAAAAAUAUAGGUAAAACACACCCAGGCGUCUCUGUGGCUGGGAGAUAAUUGAGUGUACUUUGCUUAAACUAAUUAUCUUCCAGACACUAGAGGUACAGAGUAUAAAACAUAAAAUACUCCAAAACAUAUACAAUAUUACAAGGGACCCCCACAAGUCCUAUGUCCCUGGAUAGCCUGGAUCUAAGCACCCAAAGUGUCCAAAUAGUGCUCAGAUCCCAUAAAUACAGCCGAAUCGCCACCAGGGUAAAGUUUUGACCGACCGCACACGUGGCGUCUGCCCAAAAUAGUUCCAGAGGAAAGGUGGUAGCGGUCCCAAAACGAAAAAAAUCCCGAACAGUUCCCCUGGCUCAUAGGUAGCGAUUGUUCGUCUAGUUCGUGCGUACCUUUUCACUGAAUAGCGCUCUCCUGGCUUGUCGGGAUUAGAAGCAGGCGUUGGUACAAAGUUACCAGUGUUUGUGGGUUAGAGUGUCCGGCUUGGAGUUCCAGACACUCGACGACCAAGUACCGCUGCCUGCCUAGCUGAGAGGGGAGGCACACUCAGGGACAGCCUCGGGCUGCAAAAGCUCUAGCUGCGCCACUGCAACCAUUAGAUGCUGUCCUAACCCUGCAAUGUAAACGUUGAUGAUAUGAAGUGGUCUAGGUGCCUAUAGUGUCCCUUUUUUAAAGAUCAUGUUUCCAUAUUUCUCCCAGCAGUAUGUGUAUUGAGCACACAUGCACAAAUUACUGUACAAUUGAAUUAAUUCAUUCCCGUAUGGUGUAAAUCCAGAAUUUUGUUUAGUUUAAUGUUUUGGGUCACUUAGGAACUUUUUUGUUCAACCAGAAUGUCAAAAGUUAGUCAGCCACUAGGGUCGAUUGUUAAUAUUAAAUUCAUAUCAUAUAGAUAAAUCAGUAGUUAUUGUCAUAAAUUCACCUUAAAGACUUUGACGUUAGUGAAGUAAGUGCAUUUUAAUUAGACCAAAAAAUUAUCCUUAUUUUCUCAUUAAAAUGUAGAAUGUUAAAGGCAAAAAUAUUUAGUCAAUUAAUCUUUUUGAAAAAAAUUUUAUUUCAAUUUUCAGGUUGAUUUGUCCAAGGAUCUUGCUCACUGGGAUCAGCUGAAAUCGGAGGAGAAAGAUUUUAUUUCCUAUAUAUUGGCUUUCUUUGCUGCUAGUGAUGGGAUUGUAAAUGAAAACCUGGUAUGUUUUACAUGUUAACCUUUUACCAGGCAAAAAGAAGAAUGUUAAAACAAGCGUUUGUGAUUUCAAAGGCUAACAAACAGGGUUAUCCAAAAAAAAACAAAAAAAAACCCAGGAAUUCUAAAGAAGUAAUUUGUAAAUUUUAUGACACAAUGGCUUAGGAGAAAAUCAUCUGAGUUAGUUAAUGUUUUCCAUUUUGCUAUUUUGGGCUAAAUCUAUGAAUUCCUCAUAAUUCCCAGUUUAUUGAAUAUCACUAUGAGGGAUGAUAUGUGAAUGUGCUACUUAAUAAAGGAUGGCAAAUGUCUGUAAUGGGCUUCAGUGGAAGUAGGGAUGCUGAAAGUAUAGCUGAUGUGGAAAAGUGUCCAGUUUUGGCUAUUUUGGUAUUUGAUUUGAAAUUCACUUUGUAUUCCUGUAAGUUGUCACUGCAGCGGAUAACCCUAUAUGAGGCAUGAUAUUGAGACAAGAGGUGAGGUAGUCAAAGUUAAAAUGAAUGAUCAGUUAGGUAGGUAGGUAGCUAGGUAGGUAGAACCUACUGUUUUCGACAAUAGAGAUUGUAAGUGAAGAUCUGUCUGUCAUAGUACAGAGUGUCCCAGUGUCCCCGCCCAGAUUUGAUGUUUGUUUUCAGUAUUAUAUGGGAAGUCCUACAGAUAUAUAAAAGUAAAACAAUAAUUUUGUUGUAAUACUACACAUAUAUCAAAGAUUUUUAAAACAAGAAAAAUAUGCACCAACAAAUGUAAUAAAAUGACCUUACCUGCAAUCUGCAUUGGUGGUUUGAGUCAAUGCCACAACUGCCAUCCAAUAAAAUGAUCCCAUAAGUUCUCCCAUGUGCUCUAUAACAUUACUGCCAUGGGGCAAUUCAUCAAAUAUUAGCAUUCAGGACUGGGAUAGUGUGUGAAGGUGGAAACAAUUUACAAUGUUCCAAAAAUACUAAACUCUGCAGGUAAGUGGUAAUCCGUUUCUGUGAACAGAAUAAGAAGCGUAUUAACUGUUAUCAAACUGCCUGAGUUUAACUUGGAACGGUGAAUUUAAGAUUUAAAGGGACACUAUAGUCACCAAAAAAACUACAGCUUAAUGUAGUGGUUCUGGUCUCUAUAGCCUGUCCCUGGCGGCUUUUUAAUGUAAACACUGCAUUUUCAGAGAGAAGGCAGUGUUUACAUUACUGCCUAGUUAGGAACACCUCUAGUGGCAGUCACUCAGAGGUGCUUCCUGGGUCGGUACUGGACAGUGUGAAUAGAGACGCUGAAUGCACCCUAUAUAGAUGCACUGAUUCUCUAUUAGAGGAUAUGCUGAUUGGCAUAGCACGUCCUUUUGUCGUGCAUGUGCAAUAGCCUCCCAUUGCUCUCCUACAGGGGAAUGUCAUUAUGUACAAAGCGCCCCUCUGUGAGUAGGCAUUGUGGGCUAUUAUACUCCAAACUUCGAAAUUAAUAUAAUCAGUACAUUUGUUGGUAAUCUUGGUGAAAUGUAUGUAUUGAGUUUUUAUAAAAUGCCUGAAACAGAACUCAUCAUGUAUAUAUGUGGAAAAAACAAAAAAGUUGGAUACCCCAAAAGGGGAAACAACUAGGUGUGUGUCUAGGGGCGGCCAAAAUAGGGGAUAACCCUCACGUGUAUUAAUUUGAAAGACAGACCUGAUAGGUCAGGAGAAACAGGGCGCCCCCUGGUGAAUACUUAUAUAUAUAUAUAUAUAUACAAAGGAGGUAAAACAUAACCUUUAAUUGUUGCUGUAAUAAAAAAAUACUCUAACAAAAAACUUAGAAAAAAUGUGUAUUUAAAUAUUUUAAAAUUAGGAGGAUAUAUGCCUGGAAGGGGAUAAUUAACCUGAGGAAAUCACCUAAAGGAUAUCAAGCUGAAUAAAGCUGCAAAUCCCCCCAACCAGUAUAGUACGUCUCUCAGUAAUGGUACCUCUAAAACUUGCCAAGAUAAAGAGAAACAAUUCCUCUAUGCUUGCUGGAUGGAUUCUUAUCUCUUUUACCACUAACUGAAAUAAAAUCCAAUAGGGUAAGAAAGUAGCAAAUGUAUAUAUCCUUGUGAGCAAAUUUGUAGCAAGAAAUAGUAGAGAAGGUCCAUUAACUGUGUGAUCAUCCACUAGUCUAAAUACGAUAGCUAGAUAGAUACAGUGUGAUAGAUAUCGUAACAAUAUUGUACGCCCGUCACUGAGGGAUUGAGGAAUGGGGGAAAAAAGGCAACUAUAUUCUAGUCAGUAAUGCUGGAGGAAGCUAUCACAUAAUAAGCUUGACUGUAUCUGGUAGAAAAAGUAGCCCCGUCGCCCAUAUCCUCCCCACCCCUUCUAGUGAAUCGUAUUGGAAUUCUAUCUAGCUAAUCAUCAGGAGAGACUAAACUAGUCGGCGUCCAGGUACAGAAAUAUCCUGCCUGCUACCUAACACGUGUUUCGGCGCUGCUAACGCGCCUUCUUCUGAGGCUAAACAGGUGAUCGGAGCAUCGGUGACUCCUUAAAUAGCCCUUUAAACUCAGUUCAUAAUGGGGGCGUGUGCAGUGCGUUCGCGCCAAAAUUGGCCGAACGCAAUCCAACCCCGCCCCCAAUGACGAUCCAGCCUCUGAUUGGUGAGUGUAGGUUGAUUGAACAAAACCUCCGUUGACCCUAUAGGUGCCAAUCUUACGUGGCUACUGGGUAGCAUGCAGCAUUUGCCGCAUAGAUAAUUCUGAGGUAUAAGAGACCCAUCGCCAUAUUAGUGAUUUAUAAGGGAGGGGUGUACAGUCAGUGUAGGACUUAGAAAGGCUUAUGAAUCCACAGGAGUUCGAUAGAAUCAUUACCAUUGUCAUAGUGGAAUACUAGGUGGGAGUCCAAUUAAUAAUUGAACAUGAAUUGAGACCAGAAAGUAAGCCAAUCUCUGGAGAGAGAUCCUAUUGAUUAUAGAGUCCUUGCAGAAUCCAGUUAAUUAUUAGACAUGGAUUAAGACUAGAUAACAAAUAAGCCGAUCUCUAAGGAGAGAUCCUAUUGAUUGUGCUAUCCUUAUAUAUCCAGAAUAGCACACCUAGACAUUAAGGUUAAAUGUCAAAAUACUGGAUCAAGAGUCCAGUCAGUUACUAGAACUAGGCUAGAGCUGGAUAGUAAGUAAACCGAUCUCAGAUUAUGUAAGUCCUGUUGAUUACACUGUGCUGAUGGAUAAAUGAAGUUAUAAACGAGUGUGUAUAUAUAGGGUCAGAUGGAUCACCGAUGCAUAAAACAAAAUAAAUAAAGGACAAAGAAAAAAGUGUAUACAGUCUAAAUAAUUAUUAUGUACAUAUAUAAUACAAUUACAUUAAUAUAGUUCCUUAGUGUUACUAUUUUUCAAUGAAGGGAGUAAAAGUAAACCCCUCAUUUAAACCAUUGGGGGCCAAAGUUUUGAACCUAUAGAUCCAGUAGCACUCUCUUUUAAGGAGGGUGUGAUCCAAGUCACCGCCCCUACGGCCUAGGGUCGCUUUUUCAAUCCCUGCGAACCUAACCACUUCGGGAUCCCCACAGUGUUGAUUUCGUAUAUGUCUCGCCACAGGGGUGUCCCUUUGGUUCCUCACAGAAUGUAUGUGCUCCAUGAUACGUCUUUUAAAGGGGCGGAUUGUUUUACCCACGUAUCUGAGGCCACAUGUGCAGAUCAAGAGAUAGACUAAACCUUUGGUAUUGCAAUUAAAAAAUUGUUUAACAUUACAGACCACUUGACCACAUGAAUCUGUGAGGUGUUUAGAAUCUUUACAGAUGUACCUACAAGCCACACAUUUGCCACAUUUGUAAGUACCCUGUACAGAAAGCCAGUUGUGACCUGGCUUAGUAGAGGAGAAAUGACUGGGCACAAGUGCCUCCUUUAAAUUCCUUCCUCUACGUGCUGUAAGGGAUACAUAAGGGGUCACAGUCCCUUUGAGAUGGGGAUCUUGGGAUAUAAGUGGCCAGAAUCUUCCCAGUAUAUUUUUCGCCUGAUCCCAGCCUGAGUCAAAAUUAACAAUGCAACGAAUAGGUGCUUGUUCAUUAGGGAUCGGUUUAUCCUUGAGGAGUUCCAUUCUAUCGCUGUAUAGCGCUCUUUGAUAUGCUUGCUUUAAACAGCGGUUAGGAUAUCCUCUUUCUUUAAACCUGGUUUUAAGUGACUUGGCUUGAGUAAUAAAGUCCUCCAUGCUAGAGCAGUUCCUCCUCAACCGGAGGUACUGUCCAACAGGAAUGCCUCUCUUUAAUGUGGUUGGGUGAUGACUUUCCCACCUCAGCAUAGUAUUUGUUGAGGUGGGUUUCCUAAAUAAUGUUGUCUCAAUGGUCUGCUUAGAAGUGGUACUAAACGUACAGUCGAGGAAAUUGAGGGACGAACCCCCUAUUUCCAUUGUGAACUUCAAAUUGAGGUCAUUAGAGUUCAAGUUCUCUACAAAGGUCACAAAGCAUUCCCUUGUUCCCGUCCAUACCACAAGGACGUCAUCUAUAUACCUCUUCCACAUAAAGAUGUAUUUGGUGUAUUCAGUGUUUGUAUCGGUGAAAACCACAUUCUCCUCCCACCAGCCCAGGUGCAGGUUAGCGUAUGAUGGGGCACAAGAUGUACCCAUGGCUGUACCCUGCACCUGGUGGUAGUAUUGGCAAUCAAAUAAGAAGAAAUUGUGGGUCAAGACAAAUUGCAGCAGAUCCAAUACAAAUAAAGUGUGGCGUUGAUGUUCGGAUCCCCGUGUUUCCAAGUAAUGUUUAAUGUGUCUCAGCCCCAGGGAGUGUGGAAUGGAAGAGUACAAUGCCUCCACAUCGAGGCUACAUAAGAUGGCAUCUCUUGGUAGACUGAUGGAGGUUAGGCAUUUCAAAGUAUCCUUCGUAUCCCUAAGGUAAGAAGGUAGCUUUUCUACGAAGGGACGAAGGAUCUUAUCUAGGUAGAUACUGGCCUUACAUGUUAUGUUAUUGGAUCCGGACACAAUGGGUCUAGCUGUCAAGUUGUCAUAGUGCUUAUGCACCUUUGGUAGACAGUAGAAUGUGGACACGGUCGGACUUUUGACAUAGAUGAAUGUAUACUCAUCUUUGCCCAGGACUCCAUCAUCAAACGCCUUAUCUAAAAGAUGUUUCAGGGCCGACAAGAAUUUAGCUGAAGGGUCUGUAGGUAGUACUUUGUAAGUGGUACUGUCUUUGAGUAUAUUUAGAGUUAGUCGUAUAUACUGUGUUCUACUUAGUACCACAAUAUUCCCCCCCCUUGUCAGCCGGCUUGAUGAUAAUGUCAUCAUUGUUUUGUAAGUCACAGAGGGCCUGCCACUCAUUUCUAGACCGAUUACUGUGUGGUCGGGGUUGGAGGGAGUCCAUCCUUAGCUCAUGUAACAUGUUACAGGUUGAGUCCACGAACAUAUCAAUGUUCUUAAAAUCUUUGAUGUUAGGGGUAAACUUGCUUUUAUGUCGUAGGUCGGUAUAGGGCAACGUGACUAAACCAUGUGACUAAACCAUGAGAAUGUGGUUUUCACCGAUACAAACACUGAAUACACCAAAUACAUCUUUAUGUGGAAGAGGUAUAUAGAUGACGUCCUUGUGGUAUGGACGGGAACAAGGGAAUGCUUUGUGACCUUUGUAGAGAACUUGAACUCUAAUGACCUCAAUUUGAAGUUCACAAUGGAAAUAGGGGGUUCGUCCCUCAAUUUCCUCGACUGUACGUUUAGUACCACUUCUAAGCAGACCAUUGAGACAACAUUAUUUAGGAAACCCACCUCAACAAAUACUAUGCUGAGGUGGGAAAGUCAUCACCCAACCACAUUAAAGAGAGGCAUUCCUGUUGGACAGUACCUCCGGUUGAGGAGGAACUGCUCUAACAUGGAGGACUUUAUUACUCAAGCCAAGUCACUUAAAACCAGGUUUAAAGAAAGAGGAUAUCCUAACCGCUGUUUAAAGCAAGCAUAUCAAAGAGCGCUAUACAGCGAUAGAAUGGAACUCCUCAAGGAUAAACCGAUCCCUAAUGAACAAGCACCUAUUCGUUGCAUUGUUAAUUUUGACUCAGGCUGGGAUCAGGCGAAAAAUAUACUGGGAAGAUUCUGGCCACUUAUAUCCCAAGAUCCCCAUCUCAAAGGGACUGUGACCCCUUAUGUAUCCCUUACAGCACGUAGAGGAAGGAAUUUAAAGGAGGCACUUGUGCCCAGUCAUUUCUCCUCUACUAAGCCAGGUCACAACUGGCUUUCUGUACAGGGUACUUACAAAUGUGGCAAAUGUGUGGCUUGUAGGUACAUCUGUAAAGAUUCUAAACACCUCACAGAUUCAUGUGGUCAAGUGGUCUGUAAUGUUAAACAAUUUUUUAAUUGCAAUACCAAAGGUUUAGUCUAUCUCUUGAUCUGCACAUGUGGCCUCAGAUACGUGGGUAAAACAAUCCGCCCCUUUAAAAGACGUAUCAUGGAGCACAUACAUUCUGUGAGGAACCAAAGGGACACCCCUGUGGCGAGACAUAUACGAAAUCAACACUGUGGGGAUCCCGAAGUGGUUAGGUUCGCAGGGAUUGAAAAAGCGACCCUAGGCCGUAGGGGCGGUGACUUGGAUCACACCCUCCUUAAAAGAGAGUGCUACUGGAUCUAUAGGUUCAAAACUUUGGCCCCCAAUGGUUUAAAUGAGGGGUUUACUUUUACUCCCUUCAUUGAAAAAUAGUAACACUAAGGAACUAUAUUAAUGUAAUUGUAUUAUAUAUGUACAUAAUAAUUAUUUAGACUGUAUACACUUUUUUCUUUGUCCUUUAUUUAUUUUGUUUUAUGCAUCGGUGAUCCAUCUGACCCUAUAUAUACACACUCGUUUAUAACUUCAUUUAUCCAUCAGCACAGUGUAAUCAACAGGACUUACAUAAUCUGAGAUCGGUUUACUUACUAUCCAGCUCUAGCCUAGUUCUAGUAACUGACUGGACUCUUGAUCCAGUAUUUUGACAUUUAACCUUAAUGUCUAGGUGUGCUAUUCUGGAUAUAUAAGGAUAGCACAAUCAAUAGGAUCUCUCCUUAGAGAUCGGCUUAUUUGUUAUCUAGUCUUAAUCCAUGUCUAAUAAUUAACUGGAUUCUGCAAGGACUCUAUAAUCAAUAGGAUCUCUCUCCAGAGAUUGGCUUACUUUCUGGUCUCAAUUCAUGUUCAAUUAUUAAUUGGACUCCCACCUAGUAUUCCACUAUGACAAUGGUAAUGAUUCUAUCGAACUCCUGUGGAUUCAUAAGCCUUUCUAAGUCCUACACUGACUGUACACCCCUCCCUUAUAAAUCACUAAUAUGGCGAUGGGUCUCUUAUACCUCAGAAUUAUCUAUGCGGCAAAUGCUGCAUGCUACCCAGUAGCCACGUAAGAUUGGCACCUAUAGGGUCAACGGAGGUUUUGUUCAAUCAACCUACACUCACCAAUCAGAGGCUGGAUCGUCAUUGGGGGCGGGGUUGGAUUGCGUUCGGCCAAUUUUGGCGCGAACGCACUGCACACGCCCCCAUUAUGAACUGAGUUUAAAGGGCUAUUUAAGGAGUCACCGAUGCUCCGAUCACCUGUUUAGCCUCAGAAGAAGGCGCGUUAGCAGCGCCGAAACACGUGUUAGGUAGCAGGCAGGAUAUUUCUGUACCUGGACGCCGACUAGUUUAGUCUCUCCUGAUGAUUAGCUAGAUAGAAUUCCAAUACGAUUCACUAGAAGGGGUGGGGAGGAUAUGGGCGACGGGGCUACUUUUUCUACCAGAUACAGUCAAGCUUAUUAUGUGAUAGCUUCCUCCAGCAUUACUGACUAGAAUAUAGUUGCCUUUUUUCCCCCAUUCCUCAAUCCCUCAGUGACGGGCGUACAAUAUUGUUACGAUAUCUAUCACACUGUAUCUAUCUAGCUAUCGUAUUUAGACUAGUGGAUGAUCACACAGUUAAUGGACCUUCUCUACUAUUUCUUGCUACAAAUUUGCUCACAAGGAUAUAUACAUUUGCUACUUUCUUACCCUAUUGGAUUUUAUUUCAGUUAGUGGUAAAAGAGAUAAGAAUCCAUCCAGCAAGCAUAGAGGAAUUGUUUCUCUUUAUCUUGGCAAGUUUUAGAGGUACCAUUACUGAGAGACGUACUAUACUGGUUGGGGGGAUUUGCAGCUUUAUUCAGCUUGAUAUCCUUUAGGUGAUUUCCUCAGGUUAAUUAUCCCCUUCCAGGCAUAUAUCCUCCUAAUUUUAAAAUAUUUAAAUACACAUUUUUUCUAAGUUUUUUGUUAGAGUAUUUUUUUAUUACAGCAACGAUUAAAGGUUAUGUUUUACCUCCUUUGUAUAUAUAUAUAUAAGUAUUCACCAGGGGGCGCCCUGUUUCUCCUGACCUAUCAGGUCUGUCUUUCAAAUGUAUAUAUGUGGACAGCAAAGUUCUGCUUAAGAAAUGUGUUAUUAUUUACACUGAAGAUAAUGUCUAUUCUUCAGGUUGAACGGUUUUGCCAAGAAGUCCAGGUUCCAGAGGCUCGCUGCUUUUAUAGCUUCCAGAAUCUGAUCGAGAACAUACACUCGGAGAUGUACAGCCUGCUCUUAGAGACCUAUAUUAAAGAUCCACAAAAACGGUAAUUGGAUGUGAAUUUCCUUUCUCAAAUUAUAAACAUUUCCAUGCGACUAUUCUGCCGGUUGAAAAGAUUUCUGAAUGACUGUAAUUCAGUAAAUUAUAAAAAAAAAUGUAAUCAUUAUUUGUAUUGCCAUAUGACAGUUCAGUCGGUUUAAAAGAUUUAUGAAUUAUUGUAAUUCAGUAAAUUAUUGGGGUUUGCUUUUUUUUUCAUUAAACAUUUGUUUUUGUGAAUCUGCAACAAACUUGCAAAAUUCUGGUCAAUAAAAUUGUUCAUAAAAAAAAAAUCAGGAAGAGCCAAUAAAACCAAAACAAAAACUUGAUGAGCCAUUUGAAAACAUGUCAUCUUGAUACUUUCAAUCCGUCAGAAUUUAACUACAAUUGACAUCACGGCCAGCAAACAACAAAAAAAUAAAUCUGCAUAUAUACAUUUAUUACACAAAUAGCAGCUGCCAGUCUCAUGUCAUUUUCAAAUUUAUUUAUAAAAUAUUUUACCAGGAAAGAUACAUUGAGAUUUCUCUCGUUUUCAAGUAUGUCCUGGGUCUUGGUAAAAUAAAUGUCAAAAUAAGAAAGUUGCAUGACUUUCACUAUUUGAACUCUAUUUUGUAUUUUGUCAAACUGAAGCAUCACUCUUUCUUCCGUAUUUAUUAAUGCAAUGCUUUUAACCUUUUUUGAUGUGGGCCCAGUCAAACUACAUGGCAUUAGAUUGGCGAUCAUUCUUCAAUGAUACAAUUACCUCAAUUACUCAUUAUUCAACUGUUAUGUAACAUACAAAAUGAAUUCAGAAAAAACCCUGCAUUGGACUCUAGGUUAGCCAUGCAUCAUACAUUUAGAACAACGGAGAACAGAGCAGGCUCAUCAAGUGUUCUUUUACGCAGGGUCUGAUAUGUUUUUUGUCUUUAUUUCAGAGAUUUCUUUUUUAAUGCAAUUGAAACUUUGCCCUGUGUUAGAAAGAAAGCAGAGUGGGCCAUUCGGUGGAUAUCUGACCGGAGAGCUACCUUUGGUAAUGGAUACAACUGUUUUUAUUAGGUGGCCAGGCAAAGAAGAUAGUGGUCAACAUAUUGAUUUUAUUCAGAUUAAUUGUAUUAUGUCACAUUUUCUUGUACAAAAUAAUCUGUUAGUUAAAACUCAUUAAAUUAGUUUGCACUCUAUCCUGUACAACUUUAAGGUCAUAGGUCACUUAUUUUGGCAGCCAUCUUAGUUUGUUGCACAAUCUUCAAACAUCUUCCUCACCAGAACUUAUUUUGCUACAUAUAUACAAAUAGCCAUAUGAGGCAAUGCUGUGACCUAUAUAUAAAUUAAUUCAACACAUGUCAAUUAGUCAUGUGGUUUGAUGGCCAUGUUAGAUCAAACCUUUAAAAAAUAAAUAUGUACUCAGAAGCCAUUUGUUAGAAAUGCAACAUUUAGGUCACAUGUCCACAGCUAGAUCUUCUACCAAGAUACCAAAGUAUGUUGAUAUCAAAAGCAAGAUGGCUGCUAAAAGACUGUUACCUUUGUUGUGUCUUAGAACUCCAUAGGGGAUAGGCAACCUUCAGCACUCCAGAUGUUAUGGACUACAUCCCCCAUAAUGCUCUGACACACAUAAUGCUGGCAAAGCAUCAUGGGAAGUGUAGUCCAAAACAUCUGCAGUGCCGAAGGUUGAGUAUGCCUGGAUAGGGCUUAGAAACAAGAGGAGAGAGAGAGAUGGUCCAUCUAUCUCUUCCCUCUGUUUUAAAGUUCUUACUGUGUACCUCGUUAUGCUACCCUGUAUCAUUUUCCUUAAUUAUGAGAUACGGAUACGGAGGGAAUUUUUAUCCUGGAAGGAGAGGUUGACUCCCCAUUAGUGACAUAUAUUUAUCUGACAUAUAUUAAUCUCAAGGAUCUCUUCUUGUCCUCUCUAUUGACAGUUUUUAGUGCACUAUCAGUAUAAAGUCUUUGUUUGAGUUUUCUUUUUUUUUUUUUUUUUUUUGCUGAUCCCUAAUUGGUCAAUAAAAGUUAGGGCUUCCUCUUUUCAUUUUAUACUGUUCUCCCUUCUGUGGUUCCUUCUUGUUUAAAGGAUCCAAAGGGUUUGUUUUUUUAAGUCUAUCAACAAGAAAUUCGGUCUUCGUUUCAUUCGUUGUAAUUUGUAUUUGUUCAUUCUUCUUUUGGACGAAUGGAUGAAAUGCAGAUAAAAAUGUGCUCACCUGAAAACGAAUACCCAAGUCUAUUGUGGAUAAUUCACUUUUAAUAUAUAAUAGCUACACCCUUCCAUUACCACAGGUAUAACCAUUAAGAUUCCCUAUUCCUAUAAAGAGGAAUGUAUUUGUUUGUUUGUUAUCUCCAAAUUUGUAAAUAUUUUUGUGUAUCUUAUUAUUUUCGCAAGGAUGAACCUGUAAUGAAAAUAUUAUCUUACCAUAAAUCGCUCCUAUAUACAUUGAAUAUGUCAACAUAUGUCACAAAGAUUCAUGAAGUAUUCAAUGUCAAUUAUAUAGAUUUACUUACCUCUCCUAAUUGGGGACGCAGGCACGCUGGCUUAAUUGCCAGCAUUGGAAUAGAGUAUUGUCGAGUCACUCAGUUCCUAAACUUCCUAGCUGGUGCUAAGGAGUUUCCAUAACAACCACAGUGUAUGCGCUGUUGUUGCUAUGCUUGGGAGAGUCAAAGGACCUUAUGUGUUCAAGGAUCAAAAAGACCUCCUGCUUGCCCUUGUCUGUAAGUGCCUCGGAAUUGAGUAUCUGCUGAGGCAUUGGCUGAGAACUCAGAGAAACACCUAUUUUUAAAUAGGUUUUUCAUCCAAAGUAUACAUUUGCUAGCAACUGCUAGCAAAUAGUAUAGACAGAAUCUUAUGCUCUUUCAUAGGAGCAUAAAUUAAAAAAUGACUAAAGGUCAUAAUGGAAAAGGGUUUAUUGUUCCAUUCGAUGAACGAUAAUAGAGGCUUUUCAGUUUGUUUGGUUUCCGAAGGUUAUUCCCUCAAUUAACCCUUGAAAUCUAUUGUAUCCACGCUAUGUUAUAGUUUAUGUAAAUCUUUAAAAAAAAGUGAAUGGUAUAUUUCAUCCUUUCUGUAAUGGAACUUGUUUCAGUUAUUAUGAUUGGACAUUGUUCUCUGAUCACAUGUUUUGAUGUGUUAAUAUCAGGCGAGAGGGUGGUGGCUUUCGCUGCAGUAGAAGGCAUCUUCUUCUCGGGAUCUUUUGCUGCUAUUUUCUGGUUAAAGAAAAGAGGUCUUAUGCCUGGACUUACAUUUUCCAAUGAGCUUAUCAGCAGGGAUGAGGUGAGAUAUUGGUAACAUCUCUUAUAAAUAUAAAAUUCAUUCUUUAGUCAUGGCACAAAUUCUGAACAAAAAUAUUUUGAAUACUGCAAAGCUUAACCAAGUUUUGAAGGAUUCAGUAUUUACAAGACAAACUAACAAUAAAAAGAGUUUGUAUUAAUUUAAACCUAUGGAUUUUGGAACCUUAUGAGACCUUUCCUGGUGGAGUUUCUAUGUAUUUCUGACUUUAAUAAUUCAGUCUGUGCAUAGACACUUCUAAUAAAGUCUGUGCAGCCUAUGUGAUGAUGGUAAAAAAUGUCCCAUUCCUGUGUAAGACUGAAAGAGGAUAUAGCUAUUAUUUAAAAACUCUAUUUAGAUCGUGACUCAGUAUCGUCAUAGGUGAAUCAGUCUAUCUGCCCGCACAGUGACACAGAGUACCUCAUAUGUAGGUAAUUGACAUUAGCUCCUAUCAUGGCACAAUGUCCCUCAUACAUAAAUCAGUCCAUCUACCUCCAUCCACAAUGACACAGAGAACCUCAUAUAUAGGUGCCAUCAGCCUGCAUCAUGACACAAAAUAUCUCAUAGGUUAAAAAAAGUCCAUCUGCACCCACACUGACACAGUGUAUCACAUUGGUAAAUUAGUGAAUUAGCCUACACUAUAGCACAACCUGUAUUGUCCCACACCCACAAUUACUCAGAAUGUCACCUGGAGUCUUGUUUGGAUUACCUUGGUAUUGGGGGAGGUGGAGGAGUAUUGUUCUCUUCUAUUGUUCUUGUGAUAUGUUAUUGUUUGUGUUGAUAUACUGCUCUGAUAGAUGAGUUGCUAAGGGUUUGGCACGGUAGUCUACCUUACUGAGUGAAUCGCUAUUGUGUUUACUGUGCUUUUUAAUUAAAGUCCUUUCUCUUUGAUUUACAGGGUCUUCACUGCGAUUUUGCAUGUCUGAUGUAUCAUUACUUGGUGAAUAAACCCACAGAGGAACGUGUCAGGGAGAUCAUCACUGAUGCAGUCAGGAUUGAACAGGUAACUCCAGAUGUCCUGUAAACUCCAUCCUAUCGAUUGAUUACUUUCAUACUGGCAUAGAUUCUCACUCUCUUGAUUGUAAAGUUAUAUUGAUUUUCUUAUGGAGUUUAUUACUAAUCAAUUGCCACACUUUCACUCCAUUACAAAACCUACAUCAGCAGGAAAUGUACACAGACUGAUUUGAGCGUAAUAAAAAUAAAGGGUAUAAUAGUAUCUCUUUUAGUACGACUCUUCUAGUGUCAAAAAGGUUAAAAACAAAGCAAGGUUGUUCGUAAUCUUAAUGAGAGAAACUUCACUCAAAAAAAAAUCUUAUAUGAAUUACUUGUAGUUUUGGCCAGUUUUUUUCCAGUCGAAAAACAGAUCAUUAAAUUUUUUAACAAAUAUAGAAGUCAUCGUCUCUUAGCCACGCAGUGAUACAUGUUCUCGUUAUGUACCUGUUCAGCAAUUUAUCUCGUUAGAUGACAAAAUCUAAACUAAAAUUGUAUAAAAAAUAAAUAAAUCUCCAUCUUAGCCAAGAAGGAAACAUUGCCCAAAUUUUGCAACUGUGUUAUGUGCUUCAUAUAACAAGGAUUUAAAGCGACCCCUUCAAACACCAUCUGUUACUUCUAGGAGUUUCUAACAGAUGCUUUACAAGUGGAUCUGAUCGGAAUAAACUGCACAUUGAUGAAGACAUACAUAGAGUUUGUAGCUGACCGACUGCUGGCGGAACUGGGUUAUUCAAAGGUGAGCAAUACAAUGGUUAUGCAUUUUUUUCCUUACUCUUUUUCUUAAUUUUAAAAAUUCCAAUAUGUAUGCCAUUUCAAUUUGCAGUGGAUACAGGGGCUAGUUGCAACCUGUUUUGUGCCUCCCUUAAUCUUUUUUAAGUCUAUUAAGCUUUAGAGCACUGUUUGACAGAUUCCCCGGUGUUUAUGAUGAACCACAUUGUUUAGUUUGUUAAUUUAAAUUCUGUAUAUUAUUGAAUAAUAUGGCUAGAUUUUGUAAAAACUAGUUCAUGUUUUAUACGGUAUAUAUUAUACCCCUAUUUCAUACUUUCCUUCAAGACCUCAAUUUAAUAUUUUUGGAGAAGCUUUUCAAAUGAUUUAAAAGAACAAUAUAGGGUCAGGAACACAAACAUGUAUUCCUGACCCUCUAGUGCAAAACCCACCAUUUAGGCAGCUUGCCCCGCCUUAUUUCCAGGCCGGCGCGGGUCCGCUAACGCUGACCCCGCCCCCGAUCCACCUCCUUAGUGACAAUCAGAAUUGCUGAUUUUCCCUAUGGGAAAGCAUUGGAUUGGCUGAAAUCGGCAAGGAGGUAGCAAGGGUAGGGGGGCCAAAUGCCGUUUUAACCAAUCAGCACCUCCUCAUAGCGAUGCAUUGAAUCAAUAGCGUCUUCAUUGUGGAUUCUCAGAACAAAAUCUCACAGUGCCAAAUAUUUCUUCUUAUUAUUAUUUAUUACUUAUCCGGUAAGUCUUGGCCAGACGUGACACAUAUUGGUCACCCUUGUUUUACCCCUCCUGGGAUCACAAAUGAGAGAUUCAGUCAGUGUCAUUUUAUAAUUCUUAAAUAUAUGUAUGACAUGUUUAUGUUAAGUAGUAUGUCAUACUGAAAAUUUCAUCCUGAAUUAAUGGUCUUGGUACAUCCUAAGGAGUUUAAAGGUUUCUCUAAGCAAUAUAACAACUUUGCAUUAUUAGAGUACCCUGCAGUGACUCUCAGCUCUGAGACUGUUGUGUAACUGCAGUGAUUUAUAAAAAUUGAUACAGCUACAUGGCACCCACUGAGCUGUCCCUGUCAAUCAGUGAUCGAGAAUUCUAUCUUCCGAGUUGCCUUUGAUAAUUUUGUUGUGCAUGUGACCUGUGCACAUUGGUCUCUGGACUUGGACUCCUCGGAGAGUGAGUUGAACUGUGGAUACUAAUCUGUGUGGAUGGCAGGCCUGCCAAUCACCUCCCAAAAUUGUGAACAGGGCUGUGUGUAAACUGAUAGCACCUAUGGUAUGGUUGCUACCAGUAUACAGAGCAAUACCACUCAUUCUGUUCUGUUGGAAGACAAACUGCUUAUCCGGAAAGCCUCUAGGAUGAAGAGGGUUUUCGGAUAUAAAAUCAGACCUCAUAAACCAGAAUGAGGCUACUGAUCUUGUAGCCACCUCCUGAAGCUGCAGUCAACUUAUAUAAGAUGUGCAGCCUCGAGAUAUUGGAAGGUGUUUUUAUUUAUUUAUUUUUGCCUUUUUUUAUUGCACUAUUGAAAUAAUUUAUUAGAAAAUAGGCGAUUUUUACCCUAUCGUUUUCCUUGUGUUAACCUCUACAACGUCAGCCUUCCAACUGAAGUGGUAGUGGUUAACACGGUGAGGAAGUUUAAGCAUGCGUGGGAUAGGCAUAAGGCUAUAGAUAUAAGAGACUAAUGAAAGUAUUUUAAAAAUUGGGCAGAAUAGAUGUUUCUAUGUUUCUUUAAUGUAAAAGACCUGAACUGGUUUCAAAUCUUUCCAACUAUCACGUAAUAAUAAAUCUCCCUCCACUCACGUAAUGUAUGUAAAUGAUCAUGUCCCCAGUUUCAGCUUGCAUAACACUGGUACGAUUACUAAACUAUUAGAAAUAUGCUGUAUAAUACUUUUUGUCUCGUUACAGAUUUUCCAAUCAGAAAACCCUUUUGAUUUCAUGGAGAACAUUUCACUGGAAGGGAAAACCAAUUUCUUUGAGAAGAGAGUGUCGGAGUACCAGAGGUUUGGUGUCAUGACCCGUACCAUAGACAACGUAUUCACGCUCGAUGCAGAUUUUUAGUUGUUUUGAUCUGUGGACAUAAAUCAAAAUGAUUUUGUGGAAUUAGUGCUUCUUGAUAACUGGGAAGAAUGUUGGGAAAUGUGACUCCAAAGGUGUGAUCACUAUGACUUCCUGGGUCCGAGUUUAAUGUAGAAUGCUUCUAGCCACAUUUCUAAUAUCAAGAGGCAAAUGGUCUUUAAUUUGCAAACAACGUAAAUCGUCAAAUGCAAGUCGGCUCACAGAAAACUCUUCCGUCCUCUGUUAAAGACACUCCACCUCUCUCCCUUUGAAAUCACUUCUACUCUGGAUUAUGAAUGUGUCACACAAAGCCUCUGUGCUGCGAUGUAUUUGACGUGGGUGGAUGUGACUAAGCACUGCACACCCAGGAGAAUAUUAUGAUGUUAGACUUUGAUGUCUGUCCUAGCUGAGCAAACAUUGCUCUUUAGGGAUAAUCCUCUGAAUCACUGGUUGUUCCACUUGGGUUUUCCAAGAUGACGCUAGCAUCCUUCACUGCUAGUGAGUGGCAGCAAACCUAGGAGAUAAAUGUCAAAAACAUGUUAUGUUCCUUCUAAGGUGUGCAGACUAGCACUAAAACUGUUAAAAUAGGCCUCAAAUUGUAAGGUUGCUUUAAGGAUUUUCGUUUUUUAGGAUGUAGUUUUUUUUUAACAAUUUGAGUGCCAGGCAGCUCACCUAUGAAGGAACACUGAAUACAAUCAUAAAUCUGAAUUUCUGGACGUUCAACCGUUUACGCAGUGACGUGCACUCAGCAAUCCAGAGAUAAUCACGUAGUUCUGACUUCAUUAUUUCAUUACAUGACUCUCCAGUGGGGUCUUUUAUUUAUUUGUAUUUAUUUUUCAAGCAUACCCUUAAUUAAUGUGAAUCCUAAGAUAUCACAUGGCGAACCUCUGCUGAGGAAGAAUUUUAAAGAGACACUCUAAACACCAUAACCACUUCCGCUUAUUGAAGUAUUUAUGGUAUUAGGAUACCAUCUGUAUCAUCAAUUUCUUUAUGAAUAUAUUUUUUGAUCAUAAUUGAACCGUAUAGUAUUUUAGCCUAAGUGUGCCUAACAACUAAACCUGACCCUGAAUAUUUUUUUUUAUUAAACAUAUCAAUCUUGACUUAGCUAAGCUUUGAAAAAGAGUGUUUAACAAUAAGAGAUUUGCAGUAAUAGGUCAGAUCCUGAAAAAUAGUUGUAGAUUACAGGAGCGAAAGAUGCUAAUUCAGGAGCCAUUUAGUGAAAAAGAUCUAUUUGAAACACAAAAAUAAGAGGUGCGAUGUAUAGAGCUCCCCUGCGUAUCUAUUGCUGUUGAAUCUUGAAUAAAUUUGUUAAAGUGAAACUUUUAUUUACAACAAAGGUCAGAUUUAAGCUAAGUAUUAAGUCAAGUAUUAAUAAUAACCUAUGCCUUGUACUUGCAAGAUCAUCAGAAAAUAUACAGAUUGGAAGAUACACUUUUCUCCUGCAUAUUACAAUGCUUAAACAUAUGAGUACAUGCAAUAUUUUGUGGAAUGCCUAAUUUGCCAAUUAGGGUAGACAUAUUCUGUAGUGAUCAUAUUUGCAGUUGCAGAGAGAUGUGGGGGUCAUGAAAUUAGGAGUGCAGCCCUCCUGCCCCCAUGGUAAGUAGUUGAACUAAUUGCAAAGAGUUUGACAACUGACCCGGGGUUUGCCAGACACUGAUCACAGACUAUAACCGUUUGGUUACAGAUCUAAAAACAUGUUUGAUGUUAGUUUACUUUUGUUUUGCAUAAGUAUGCUUGCUACUAUAUCAGUAGGUAACGCUACAGUUGUAGAAAUGGUUUCAUUUUGUAUAAAUGGCAUCACAUUUUUUUUAACUUAAGUGAAUCUUUAAAUAUAUUUAUUGAGAAUUUCAUGUUUGGUAUUAAAAUAUAAACUGAGGUUUAUUCACUAAACAUAGAAUUGGGGAGAAAGGCACAAACACCUCAGACCUGCUUGUAACAUUUAUAUGCACUGCAAAAAAAAAAGAAAGAAAUGGCACGAAGAGUGCAUAAGUCGAUGAAAUGGAAAAGUAUUUUAAUAUAUUUUAAAGGAAGACAAUAGGAUCUGGAACACAAACAUGUAUUCCUGACCCUAUAGCGUUUGAUCCAUUUAGGUGGAUCCCUCCACCCCCUUAGCCCUUAAACUUACAUUCUUUACAGUGCCGCAUAGGUCCGCCGGCACUGGCCCUGCCCCUGAUCCACCUCCUUGGUGACAUAAUCAAAAUUGCAGCUUUUUAGCCAAUCCAAUGCUUUCCCAUAGGGAAAGGAGGCGGGAUGGGGCAAGGCCAAAUGCUAUUUUGGUCAAUCAGCACCUCCUCAUAGAGAUGCAUUGAAUCAAUGCAUUUCUAUGAGGAAAAUUGAGCAUGGAGUUGCUGAACGGCAGUGCUGCCUACUGUGCAGCACUGAGCCAGGAAGCACCUCCAGUGGCCAUCUGAGGAGUGGCCACUAGAGGUGUCCCUAGAGGGUAAUGUAAACACUGCCUUUUCUAUGAAAGGCAGUGUUUGCAUGAAAAUGCCUUAAGGGAGUGAUUAUACUCACCAGAACAACUACAUUAAGCUGUAGUUGUUCUGGUGACUAUAGUGUCCCUUUAAUUUUAAUACAUUGCUGAUUCUCCUCGAUUCUAGCUUUACACACUCCUGUGUUUAAAGUUUUUUAGAUGGAGUUUUCUGAAUUAGAUAUUUAUAAACUCUCAGUGUUAUUCACUAAAGUAUCAAUUGUCAGGAAUUCAUAGUAAUCUCAAAGUGAAUUGCAAAUUUUAGGCCAGAACAGUUGAACUGCAAAAUAGAUGGCUAGGAGAAUUCUCCUAGUUCGGCUACUUUGGUCUAGUAUUUGACAUUCAUUUAGAAUUCUUGAUUAUUCUCCCUGUAUUGCAUUAUUGUUAGGUAGUGGUGUUCAGCAUGGUAUUCACGGUUCUGCUCUGUACUUCUUCCCUUCUCUGCUCUGGUCAAUUUUCAGUUCCCCACAAUUCACUGUUUAGUACAUAAACCAUUGUGUUUUAACAUGUUUUGUUCAAUAUGUUGCCAUUUUAAUUUUUUUUAAAUAAUAGGAUUAAUGCUAAUCUUAUAAGAAGUUGAAAAGGACAUUUGAUAGUCCUGAGGGGCUUUUAUAUUUUCGAGAAAUAUGUGACUUGAUUUAGAAACCUAGCAGUGCACUAGCUGUGUAUUCUGAGCUGCCAAAUAAAUAAUAUAUUUAUUGAAAAGGUU
Messenger RNA from Pelobates cultripes (western spadefoot toad), 27224 nucleotides. The record is from the annotation of a GenBank genome assembly. Lineage: Eukaryota; Metazoa; Chordata; Amphibia; Anura; Pelobatidae.